AUGGUUCGCAAAGAUCCCAUCUUCGAAGCCCGCACAAAUGUCAAGCUCCACUCCAACCGAUUGAAAAAGGAAGCCGCGCGUGCUGAGGCAACUUACAAGUCCGAGAAAGCUAAAGCGGACAAGGCAAUGAAGAACCGCGAGUUCCAGAUUGCCCGAAUCCAUGCCGCCUCCGCCGUUCGUGAGAAGCGGCGCCAAGUCACCCUUAAAUCCGAAGCCGCUCGCUCCGAUGUGAUCAUCAACGAGCUGAAAGCGGCCCAGAGCACACGCGACACAUCACGAACACUGGCUCUCGCCUCAAGGGGCCUCGACGCAGCAUCAAAGAGUGUCAACUUGGAACAUUUGGUCGCGCAUGCAAAUAACUUCCUGGCUCGGUCAGAAGAUUUCAAGAUUGCGAGUGCCGCUAUUGAUGAUGUGGCGCAGGGUGUAUCUAUGCAGGAGUAUGGGGCUGAGGGGGAGACGGAAGUUGAUCGGUUGAUGGAGCAGUUGGCCGAUGACGCAGGUGUUGAUAUGCGGAUGGCGCUCGAUACUGAUCAGGCUCCGAAGAACGAGGUCAAGGACCAACAAGUUAAAGUAGAUGCCGAUGUCGAGGAUGGAUUAGGAGCUCGACUGCGCGCUUUACGAGCUGCCAAUUAA
Molecule: messenger RNA, 633 nt
Organism: Penicillium taxi
Lineage: Eukaryota; Fungi; Ascomycota; Eurotiomycetes; Eurotiales; Aspergillaceae
Product: putative SNF7 family protein Fti1/Did2
Exons: 2
Coding region: 1-633 (210 amino acids)
Biological process (GO): late endosome to vacuole transport; protein transport; endosome transport via multivesicular body sorting pathway
Cellular component (GO): multivesicular body; ESCRT III complex
Source: RefSeq, a predicted model, not a curated record